AUGUUGCAGCAUUCGGGCAGUGAUUACUACGAGCUGUCGGCGGCCAGCAAACAAACGCCCCCUAAUUUUAGCCCACAGGGCGGCGGCAGUGCGGCGGUUCUGGCGACGAUGGCUGCUGGCGGGAACGGUGGAGUGGGAGGAUUGAGUAACAACAACAAUAAUAAUAAUAACAACAACAAUGAUAACGAUCUUGAUCUUCUGGGGCAAAAUGGAAAUGUAAAUAGUAACGAUCGAGAGUCGAUGCCUAGUUUUGGAUUUACCCAGGAACAGGUUGCGUGCGUGUGUGAGGUUUUGCAGCAGGCGGGAAACAUCGAACGGCUCGGGAGGUUCCUGUGGUCACUGCCUCAGUGCGACAAGCUGCAGCUGAACGAGUCCGUGCUCAAAGCCAAAGCCGUGGUGGCGUUCCACCGGGGGAACUUCAAAGAGCUGUACCGGUUACUCGAGCACCACCAGUAUGCACCGCACAACCAUUCCAAACUGCAGGCCCUGUGGCUUAAAGCGCACUACGUGGAGGCGGAAAAGCUACGCGGCCGGCCUUUGGGAGCCGUCGGCAAGUAUCGCGUCCGCCGCAAGUUUCCGCUACCUCGGACGAUAUGGGACGGCGAGGAAACCAGCUACUGUUUCAAGGAGAAAUCAAGAUCGGUCCUGCGAGAUUGGUACACACACAAUCCGUAUCCUUCGCCAAGGGAGAAACGGGAACUAGCCGAAGCUACCGGAUUAACAACCACGCAGGUUUCCAAUUGGUUCAAAAACCGACGGCAGCGGGACCGAGCGGCAGACCACAAUAAAGAGACCGGUGAGUCUGACAAACAGCACCUGGACUCUUCGAGCGAUUCGGACAUGGACGGACCCAGUCUGGGAAUGCCGGGACCAACGGGCGGAUCCCAGCACGGCAUGGGAGCUGCAACCGCUCAGGGAAUGCAUCUUGGUUCCGGACUGGGAAUGCCACUCGGUGGCAUGCCCGGCAGUGGAGGCCCCCUUUCCGGACCGCCGGGUUCGAUUCCAGGCGGCAGCAGUGGAGGCCUAGGUGGGCUCGGAGUAGCCGACCAUCAUCAACCGCAGCCCCUCUCGACGCGGAAUAGUAAUCUAAUGAACAUUUCGACUGGUGGUAGCAAAGCGGGACUCGGUCAACUGUCGUCCAGCUCGCUGACGGCGGCCUACUCGCACCUCUGGGAUCGAACCAACGUGAUGGGGUCGAUGCCGAUCUACGACAUCGGCGAGUAUCAGCAUUUAUGA
Molecule: messenger RNA, 1236 nt
Organism: Sabethes cyaneus
Lineage: Eukaryota; Metazoa; Arthropoda; Insecta; Diptera; Culicidae
Product: homeobox protein six1b
Exons: 7
Coding region: 1-1236 (411 amino acids)
Biological process (GO): regulation of transcription by RNA polymerase II
Cellular component (GO): transcription regulator complex; nucleus
Molecular function (GO): RNA polymerase II cis-regulatory region sequence-specific DNA binding; DNA-binding transcription factor activity, RNA polymerase II-specific
Source: RefSeq, a predicted model, not a curated record